AUGGAUUCAAAAAGGACAAAUACUGUGGAGAAACUAGAUAAUUUAUCAAAUAAAGUCAACAGAAGAGAUCUUUUGAAUAUAAACAAUGAUUAUAAUGUAAGUUCAAGUGAUAAUGAAGAACCAGAUACUCCGAAAUCUACUUUAUCAUCAAAUAUUGACCCUUCAGAUUUACAAGAUAUAAAACCUAAUGGAUAUCCUAUAUCGCCAAGAAAAACAAAUAGUUCAUCAUAUUUUAAAGAUCUAUCCAAAGUCGAUUCGAGUAAUGAAUCUAUACCUACUACUCCAUUAGAGGAAAUAGGGAAUGGAUCAAUAGAUCAAGAUAAUAUUUCAAAUUUACAAAAAUUAAAACCUUCCCAUAGUAAUAAUAACCAUAAUGAAUUAAAAUCUAGAAAACAAAAACCAUCAAAAUUAAGAUCAAGUACUAUAAGUUCAGAUAUUUCAGAUUCAGAUAUAACAUUAGAUGGAUUAGUUAAAUAUGUAUCCCUGCAAGAUGAUUUACGUACUAAGAAGCAACAUCGUCAAAAACCAAAACAUCACAAAGAACAACCACAUCAACAUCAUGAUCAGAAAGAAGAAAAUUUAAAAUUACAAAACGAUCAAGUUAAAAAGAAAUAUAAGAGUGAUAAAUAUAGAUUAAGGUUUAGUGAUUUAUCAUUCAAACCUCAAAGUACAACAAUUUUUGAUUCAAAUGAUUUUUUAACUUCAGAAUUUUUUGGAAUUUAUGUAUUAUUUUGGUUAGCUACUGCUUUUGUAAUGUUUAAUAAUAUGGUUCAUAUGUAUUUUGAAGGUGCUAAACCUAUAUGGGAUUGGGAUAUCAUUCAAAUACUAAAGAAAGAUAUAGUGAAAGUUGGAUUAACUGAUGGAGCUAUGUAUUUAAGUUCUUAUUUUCCAUUUAUUUUACAAGUUUUAUGUGCUAGACGAUUAUUGAGUUGGAGAAAAUAUGGAUGGAUAUUUUUUACAAUAUAUGAAGCUAGCUUUUUUGUUAUAUUCAUGUGGUUCUCUCAUUGGAUGAAUUUUCCAUGGAUUGCAAGAGUAUUUUUAGCAUUACAUAGUCUUGUAUUUGUUAUGAAGAUGCAUUCAUAUUCAUUUUAUAAUGGAUACUUAUGGAAUAUAUUAAAUGAGGGCUUGUUUUCAGAAAGUUAUUUAUCCAAAUUACAAAAUGGAGAAGUAGAAUUACCAAAAGGUUAUGAAAUGGAUAAAACUGUUGAAAUAUUAGAGACUAGUAUUGAAUUUGUAAAAUUAGAAUUAGAAUAUCAAUCAAGAGCAACAUCAGAUAAACCAGAUCAAGAUAAUCAUAAAUUUGAUGAAGCAAGAUUAGAUUUAAAUUUCAAACAAUUACAAGAAUCUGAUAUUAUAAAAUUUCCUGCAAAUAUAAAUUUUAAAAAUUAUUUUGAAUAUAGUAUGUUUCCUACUUUAGUUUAUACUAUUAAUUUCCCAAGAACUAAAAAAAUAAGAUGGUCAUAUGUAUUUUUAAAAUUAAGUGCUGUUUUUGGAUUGAUUUUUUUAAUGAUUUUGAUAGCUCAAAAUAAUAUGUUUCCACUAUAUGAAAGAACUCAAAUAAUAAGGAAAUUACCAAUUAAAAAAAGAAUUCCUCAAUAUAUAUUUUUAUUAUUAGAUAUGAUACCACCAUUUUUAAUGGAAUAUUUAUUUACAUUUUUUUUAAUUUGGGAUUCAAUAUUAAAUGUAUUAGCAGAAUUAACAUUAUUUGCAGAUAGAGAAUUUUAUGGUCCAUGGUGGUCAUGUACAGAUUUUAGUGAUUUUGCAAGAUUAUGGAAUAAACCAGUUCAUAAUUUUUUAUUAAGACAUGUUUAUCAUUCAAGUAUUAGUGCUUUUAAAGUAAAUAAAAUUCAAGCUGCAAUGUUAACUUUUAUAAUUUCAAGUAUUGUUCAUGAAUUAGUAAUGUAUGUUAUAUUUGGUUCAUUAAGAGGUUAUUUAUUAUUAUUUCAAAUGUCCCAAAUUCCAUUAAUAAUGAUGAGUAGAACUAAAUUUAUGAAAGAUAAAAAAGUAUUGGGGAAUUUAAUUUGUUGGUUUGGAUUUAUUAGUGGUCCAAGUAUUAUAUGUACUUUAUAUUUAGUAUUUUAA
Molecule: messenger RNA, 2082 nt
Organism: Lodderomyces jiufengensis
Lineage: Eukaryota; Fungi; Ascomycota; Pichiomycetes; Serinales; Debaryomycetaceae
Gene: ARE2
Product: sterol acyltransferase
Exons: 1
Coding region: 1-2082 (693 amino acids)
Biological process (GO): ergosterol metabolic process
Cellular component (GO): endoplasmic reticulum membrane
Molecular function (GO): ergosterol O-acyltransferase activity
Source: RefSeq, a predicted model, not a curated record